Molecule: messenger RNA, 1893 nt
Organism: Volvox carteri f. nagariensis
Lineage: Eukaryota; Viridiplantae; Chlorophyta; Chlorophyceae; Chlamydomonadales; Volvocaceae
Exons: 10
Coding region: 1-1893 (630 amino acids)
Cellular component (GO): cytoplasm
Molecular function (GO): oxidoreductase activity
Source: RefSeq, a predicted model, not a curated record
AUGCGGUUGGUGGAAGGCUGUUACUGCUCUGCCGCUGCCGCUGCCGCCGCAGCCGUCCAGGCGGCCCCCAGUGCCAGCCAAACUAACCCCCAAGCAACCAACCAAGCGUGCGCAGCAGCGGGGUCAGGAAAGGGGCUCACGGGGGCGCGCAGCAACGAGGCGAUGUCGGCCGUUGCCGCAUUUCGAGGGCCGCGGUCCGCUGCGAUGUCCUCUUCCCUUCCUUCGGCCACCGGCCUAGCCUGGCAACGGCUCUUGAACUGGACAUAUGCUCAAGAGCUGACGGGCGCGACAAGGAGACUGGCGAUUGGUUGGACCUUUCAGCGGCCCUCUCUCGGGCUGAUGGAACCAGCGAGCCAGGGGUUGCAGAAGCCAGGACUGUCUGAUCGGACCAGCCCCGAGGUCGAUGUGGGUCCACAGGCGUUUCCGGACGCAACUAAACCUAUUACACCUCGCCCGGCACCUUCUUCCAACGGCCGUUCGCGGCCAUCGCUGCCCCCCGCUGCCGAUGUUGUCAUUAUUGGCGGUGGCAUCUCGGGUGUAAGCACAGCCUAUCACCUACGAAAAAGCCGGCCGGACCUUCAGGUGGUAUUGCUGGAGGCGCGCCAGAUCAGCCACGGUGCGACCGGCCGCAACGGCGGUCUCCUAUGGCCUGCGCUUAACGCGCCCUGGGUGAAAACCGCCGGACGGUACGGCACCACCGAGACGAGCCGCAUGAUGGCUUUUGAACUUCAAUGCCUCUCUGAGGUGACCCAGUUCAUAAAGGAGCACGGUCUGGAGGAGGAGGUGCGCUACGGGCCCUUUACAGAUGGCGGCUAUUAUGUGUACGAGAGCAAGGAGGAGAUGGAGGCUGAGCUUGCAGAGCUAUCCAUCAUGCAAAAGUUUGGCAUCCAUACGGAGGUGAAGCCGCUCUCGCAGAGGGAGACUUCAUCACUGCUCGGUACGGACUCGUACACCGGUGCCGUACUGCAGCCCGGUGUAGCUCGCGUAUGGGCUGCACGACUGGUACACGCGCUGGCCCGUAUGGCUCUAGAAGCGGGUCCGGCGGAGGGACUUGUGGUUUCGGAGAACACGCGUGUGGCGGCGGUGACGUCACUGCCGUGCAGUACGACAUUGUCACCCGGCGUGGAUCUAGGAGUAGGUCGGAAGCUGGGCGAUGAGGAGGGAGCUACGGACUUUAAUAAGACGGCUGCCAACAAUAUCUUGUCCAUGGCAAGAGCGACGGCACAUGCAGUUACGACAGAAGCUGGUGAAUCCAUCCUAGCUCGCCGAGUGGUCCACUGUACGAAUGCGUACGGCUCCUCCCUGCUACCCGAGCUAAGGGGAGCACUCGUACCUGUACGGAACCACGUGGCCGCCACUAAGGCACCCACCGCCAGCAACGGUAACGGCAAGGGCGGCUCUUUCCCCCUGGACGCGGCCUUCUUUGCGCGGGGUGGUUAUGUGUACUGGUCGUGUCGCGAGGACGGGCGCGUGGUGGUUGGCGGAUUCCGUGAUGUCGUACCCGACCUCGAGUGGGGAGUGUACGAUGACGCAUUGCUCAACGAGCGUGUGCAGGAGCACCUGCUAUCGUACUUGCCGGAACGAUUUCCGGCAGUGUACGGCAAUGGACUGGACGUCGACGCGGAGUGGAGCGGUAUUUUGGGUUUUACUCGGGACCGUUUUCCCUUCGUGGGCCCUGUGCCGGGUUCUCCAGGACAGUUCGUGGCGGCUGGUUUCAGUGGCCACGGCAUGACUCGUACCUUCACCUGCGGCCGCGUCCUGGCCGACAUGGUUUCGGGGCUGCCGUACGACCCCAACUUCCCAGCCACGUGGGUGCCGGCGGCUGGCCGCUUUGGUCCCGCGCUGCCCACCGUACCAGGGCCUGAGGCAGCGGCGGGUGCCGUACAUCUGUAA